Messenger RNA from Phacochoerus africanus (Common warthog), 3292 nucleotides. RefSeq names its product SH3 and cysteine rich domain 2 (gene STAC2). Gene Ontology annotation, molecular function: protein binding. The coding region runs from base 382 to 1803 and encodes 473 amino acids. Gene Ontology annotation, biological process: positive regulation of voltage-gated calcium channel activity; positive regulation of protein localization to plasma membrane; skeletal muscle contraction. Gene Ontology annotation, cellular component: extrinsic component of cytoplasmic side of plasma membrane. The record is from RefSeq and is a predicted model, not a curated record. NCBI's taxonomy places the organism in Eukaryota, Metazoa, Chordata, Mammalia, Artiodactyla, Suidae. The transcript has 11 exons.
UGGGGGCGGGCUCAGAGGACAGCUGAGCUGGCCGGACACCGGCAGCUCCCUCCCUCGGCUCAUCUCCCGAGUCCCCACUUCCCUCCUCCCCUCGCUCCGAGCAGCAUCCUCUACAGACCCUGGGUCCUCACUCUUGGGGUCCUCCGGAUUCCGCGGCUCCGUGUAAUUACCACCUCUCACCCACCAACCCGGGAACUUUCUCCGCCCGUACCUGGGAGUGAGGGAUUGCUUUGCCUGGGCGGGUUUCUCCUGGGGUUCACUGGGGGGAGGCAGUCUCCAGAGAAAGGAUUUAGGGUCCAAGAGAGACGCCCGCCAUCCUCAGCCUGCCUCCAGCAGGGCUGCCGUCGGGUCUCUGCACCUCUCUUCCCCUUUCCCCUAACGAUGACCGAAAUGAGCGAGAAGGAGAACGAACCGGAUGACGCGGCCACACACACACACCCGGGGACCGUCUCUGCCCUCCAGGAAACCAAGAACGCCUUUGCUGGAGGAGGUUCCCUGGCUCCUGUGCGCCUCUGGGAGGAUGACCUACCUUCUGGAACUUGGCAGCCUCUCUCGCAGCACGUCUCACCUCUGGCUCUCAGCCUUCAGGCUGCCGCUGGCCAAGGAAAGAAACCAGGGAGCCAGCCCCCACCUGGCUCCCGCUCACAGCCCCUCUUCCUCUCUCAGCUCCAGCGGUUCAAGCGCUCCCUGUCCCUCAAAACCAUCCUCCGAAGUAAAAGCAUGGAGAACUUCUUCCUCCGCUCAGGCUCCGAGCUCAAGUGCCCCACUGAGGUGCUGCUGACGCCCCCGACCCCGCUGCCACCUCCCUCCCCCCCACCCACAUCCACAGACAGGGGCCUGUCCACCCCGGCUCCGUCCCCCUGCCCAAUCCCACGACCCCUGGCACCAGUCAAGCCGGUGAGACUGCACAGCUUCCAGGAACACGUCUUCAAGCGAACCAGUCCCUGUGAGCUGUGCCACCAGCUCAUUGUGGGAAACUCCAAGCAGGCCUUGCGGUGUAAGACAUGCAAAGUCAGCGUCCACCUCUGGUGCUCCGAAGAGAUCUCCCACCAGCAAUGCCCAGGCAAGAUGUCCUCCUCCUUCCGCCGCAACUUCAGCUCCCCUCUCCUGGUACAUGAGCCUCCACCAGCCUGUGCCACAAGCCGAGAGUCUCCACCCAUCGGGGCCAUCGGGAAGGUGGACCCUGUCUAUGAGACUCUGCGCUAUGGCACGUCCUUGGCCCUGAUGAACCGCUCCAGCUUCAGCAGCACCUCUGAGUCUCCCACACAGAGUCUGAGCGAGCGGGAUGAGCUGACCGAGGACGGGGAAGGCAGCAUCCGCAGCUCCGAGGAUGGCGCUGGUGACAGUGUAUUCACAGCCCCCGCCGAGAGUGAAGGGUCAGGACCGGAGGAGAAGAGCCCCAGACAGCAGCCCCCCAGACUCCCCCUGCGGAAGGAUGUGGGGCCCAUGUACUCCUAUGUCGCACUCUACAAGUUUCUGCCCCAGGAGAACAACGACCUGGCUCUGCAGCCUGGAGACCGGAUCAUGCUGGUGGAUGACUCGAACGAGGACUGGUGGAAGGGCAAGAUCGGCGACCGGGUUGGCUUCUUCCCAGCCAAUUUUGUGCAGCGGGUGAGGCCGGGCGAGAACGUCUGGCGCUGCUGCCAACCCUUCUCUGGGAACAAGGAGCAGGGCUACAUGAGCCUCAAGGAGAACCAGAUCUGCGUGGGCGUGGGCAGGACCAAGGAUGCUGACGGCUUCAUCCGCGUCAGCAGCGGCAAGAAGCGGGGCCUGGUGCCAGCCGACGCCCUGACCGAGAUCUGAGAGGAGCCAAGAGCACCCAGAAGCCACCCUGCCUGUGCCCAGCCCCUCGCUUCAGGCCCCAGGAGGGGAGCAGGCAUCUGCCCACACUCUCCCUCCGCCUCUCUCCUAGGGGCCACUCACCACAGCUUGGGAGCCUUCUGCACUUUGAGGAAGGUUUUUUUUUUCCCUUGGGGCCUGAGGUGCCCUGAGGAGGUUGCUGCUCUGAGACUUGGGGGUGGGGAGGAGGAGAAAGUGGGAGGGAGAAAGAUCCAGGUGGGUUCACCCCGGAGCCCAGCCACCCCCAGGCCAGCUGCCAUGCGGAGUCCAGCCCUGAGAGGAAGUUCCUGGCGGAACUUUCUUGCUGCGUCCUCCAGAGCCCCUUCCCAUGCCAGCACCUCUGCAUGCCGGACCACCCCUCUCCUCACAGAGCCUCUGCUUGGGUCUCUGUGUGCGUGACCCUGCAGCUGCCCCUUUGGAAGUGGGGUCGUGGGAGGUGCCUUCCCGGCUCCCUCCGCCCUCCGCUCUGGGCGGGGAGGGAAUUCAGGGCUGCAGGAGGGUCCUGAUUCACCUCCUGGUCUCCCCACCUCUGUCACUCCAUCAAUUCUCAGGAAAGUUCUGCGGUUCUCUCUCCCAUUACUUGAAACCCUGGGUGGACAGAGGAGGGGGGAGGGCUGAGGUCGAGGGAGGAGGUGGCAAAUCAGAGACUGUCCCCUCAAGGAGGACAGUCAUCACAGAGCGGCCUCACUCUCCCAAGAGCAGCCUGAGCGCCGAAACCCGAUGGAGAUCCAAAGACUGGCCCAGGCUUGGUCAAACCACCCCCAUGUCACUGUCAGGACUCUAAAAGCCCCCAGUUGCAGGACUGACCCACCAGGGGAGGCUGAAUUUAGUUCCUGUUCCAGCCCUGCCAGGCCCACCCCAGGAACCCCCCCCCCCCUCAGGUCCUACCUCCCUGUGGGGACCUCACAGGAGCCCCUGCUCUGCCAGGACAGGGCUGCCUUUGCAGGGACCCCUUGUUCCGGCUGUAUCUGCUCCCUGGUCCCGGACAAAGAGCCCCAGCCGGAAGAGGGAGUGGGAGAAUUCUGUUUGGCUACCAGAUAAGGAAGGGGGUAGGCACCCUGGGGGUUGGGUCAGGGGGGUGGGGGGACACAGAAAGAGGACCCUUCCUUUGCAGACUGCUUUUCUCUGGUGCCAACCUCCCUCUUUCCCCCAGCUCGGAGCCUCCUCUUGUGCCCUUGAUCAUGCCAGCCAAUGCCACCACCCCCCAUCCUGGGCACAGUCACACCCUCCCAUCAGUGGGAGGGCCACAUCCUCCUACCCACUGACCCCUGCCCACUUCUCCCUCCUAGUGGGUGGGGGAGUCAAGCCACACUGCCCUGUUUGCUGCCAUGAGGCCCCCCCCCAGCAAUAUCCCAGGGGUGGGCCCGAUGCCCACUGUACAUGAGGCUGCAUGAUGGGUCUGCUGGGGCCUUGCUGAGCCCCCAGACCCCCAAUUAAACGUUUCUUCUCCCAA